Molecule: messenger RNA, 1380 nt
Organism: Aaosphaeria arxii CBS 175.79
Lineage: Eukaryota; Fungi; Ascomycota; Dothideomycetes; Pleosporales
Product: P-loop containing nucleoside triphosphate hydrolase protein
Exons: 1
Coding region: 133-1092 (319 amino acids)
Biological process (GO): iron-sulfur cluster assembly
Cellular component (GO): cytosol
Molecular function (GO): ATP-dependent FeS chaperone activity; 4 iron, 4 sulfur cluster binding; ATP binding
Source: RefSeq, a predicted model, not a curated record
CUCGAAUUAGAUUCGGAAAUCUUCGAUUGACUCAAGUGGCAGCAUAAAUGAUUAACCUCAACACCAACUUAACUUCCCUGCCCGCCAAAUCACCUCUACGCACGCCGGAUUGAUAAGGACUCUCUGGCCACAAUGGGACUCGAUAAUGUCAACAACAUCUUACUGGUGCUCUCCGGAAAAGGUGGGGUAGGAAAAAGCAGCAUCACAACCCAACUCGCCCUCACACUUUCGCUACAAGGCCACUCCGUCGGCGUCCUGGAUAUCGAUCUCACCGGACCUUCCAUACCGCGAUUCUUUGGCAUCGAAUCCUCCAAAGUCAGACAAGCCCCCGGGGGCUGGAUACCCGUCCCAGUGCACGACGGCCAAACUCUCCAGAACCAUCAUCCCACAUCAACCGACCCGGCUGAAUCAGCAAGGCAAAUAGGGCCCCUCUCAUGCAUGUCCCUCGGUUUCAUCCUAGCAUCGCGCAAUGACGCUGUCAUCUGGCGAGGCCCCAAGAAGACAGCUAUGGUCCGACAGUUCCUGAGCGAUGUGCUAUGGCCCUCGCUCGACUAUCUCCUCAUCGACACUCCGCCUGGUACUUCUGAUGAGCACAUCUCUCUGCUCGAGACCCUCCUCAAGAAUACUUCAUCGCCCACAGCACCCCCCAACCAACUUGCAGGCGCCGUUGUUGUGACGACCCCGCAAGCCAUCUCUGUGUCAGACGUGAAAAAGGAGCUCAAUUUCUGCAAGAAGACGGGAAUCAGGGUGCUCGGUGUGGUAGAGAACAUGGCAGGGUUCGUGUGUCCGAACUGCUCAGAGUGUACGAAUGUGUUCAGCAAGGGUGGCGGAGAGGUCAUGGCCCGCGAAUUUGAAGUCCCUUUCCUCGGCAGUGUGCCGAUUGACCCUGCUUUCGUCAUGUUGAUCGAGGAAGGCACGAGACCGACCUACCCGGCCGGUACGGUGAUAGCUGGGAGAGAUAUGAGCGUGGAAACGAAUCAAGAUGUGGGAAAACAAGACUUAUUGGUAGACAAGUACCGCAGUUGCUCGCUGGCCCCGAUGUUCGAUGCUAUUGUUUCAGGACUUGUUAAUGAUGUUCGGAGUCGAAAAUAAGCAGCAAUGUAAAUGUCAAAAUUUCAAGUUGACAGGUAUGGCGACAUUAAAUCAAAUCUGAUAUCUAGACUCACAAUGUGACACUCUACUGCCGUCACACCCAAUUCGCAUAGAGAUGUACAUACGAACAAACCUGUAUCAAAACUCAUCAAUGUCGGCAGCGAGACAAAUGCUUUCAUUGUCACAAAGUAGAAUGGGACAUGGCACUCAGAACGCUAGCAGGGCAUCAUAUCAAAAUAUUACAUCCAAGAAACCGAAUGAAUUUCAAGUACACAAAUUAUUUCCCUC